AUGACCAAAGGGGGAAUGGAGUCAGUCGAAGUGUUCACAUCUGAAGGCAAAGGCAGGGGCUUGAAAGCCCAGAAGGAAUUCUUGCCUGGGGAUGUCAUCUUUGCGGAGCCAGCCUAUGCAGCCGUUGUUUUUGAUAGCCUGACUCACGUCAUCUGUCACACGUGCUUCAAACGGCAGGAGAGGCUCCACCGCUGUGGCCAGUGCAAGUUUGCCUACUACUGCGACCGGACCUGCCAGAGAGCAGCUUGGCUGAACCACAAAAAUGAGUGCUCUGCCAUCAAGAAACAUGGCAAGGCACCUACCGAAAACAUCAGGCUGGCUGCCCGCAUCAUGUGGAAGAUAGAGAGGGAAGGCAGCGGGCUGGCAGAGGGCUGCCUGGUCUCCAUCGAUGACCUGCAGAACCACGUGGACAGCUUUAGUGAGGAGGAGAAGAAGGAGCUUCAUGCCGAUGUGGAGAGCUUCCUCGAAUUUUGGCCACCCCAGAGCCAGCAGUUCGGCAUGCAGUACAUCUCCCACAUAUUCGGAGUGAUCAACUGCAACGGCUUUACCCUCAGUGACCAACGAGGACUACAGGCUGUUGGUGUGGGAAUCUUCCCCAAUCUCUGCCAGGCCAACCAUGACUGCUGGCCCAACUGCACCGUCAUCUUCAACAACGGCAAUCAUGAGGCUGUAAGAUCAAUGUUCCACACACAGAUGAGGAUCGAGCUGCGGGCACUGAGCAAGAUUUCUCCAGGGGAUGAGCUGACUGUUUCCUAUGUGGAUUUCCUCAACGUGAGCGAGGAGCGGCGGAAGCAGCUGAAGAAGCAAUAUUACUUCGACUGCACUUGUGAGCACUGCAAGAAACAGAUCAAGGAUGACCUGAUGCUGGCGGUGAAGGCAGGGGAAAGCAAGCCUUCUGCAGACACAGUGAAGGAGGUCAUCCAGUUCUCCAAAGACACUCUGGAGAAGAUCAACAAGGCCCGCAUGGAGGGACUUUACCAUGAAGUUGUGAAGUUGUGCCGCGAGUGCCUGAAGAAACAGGAGCCUGUUCUGGGGGACACAAACAUCUACCUCCUGAGAAUCCUCAGCAUUGCCUCCGAGGUGCUCUCCUACCUCCAGAUGUUUGAGGAAGCAGCUGACUAUGCUAAGAGGAUGGUGGAUGGCUACCUGAAAAUAUAUCAUCCCAACAAUGCACAGCUGGGGAUGGCCGUGAUGCGGGCAGGAGUGACUCACUGGCAUGCUGGUCUCAUUGAAGCCGGACAUGGCUUGAUCUGUAAAGCUUAUGCCAUUCUCCUGAUAACCCAUGGACCUUCCCACCCAAUUACCAAAGACCUGGAGGUCAUGCGUGUCCAGACAGAGAUGGAGCUGCGCAUGUUCCAGCAGAAUGAAUUCAUGUAUUACAAAAUGAGGGAAGCUGCCCUCAAAAACCAAAAGAUCCAGGUCAUGCCUGAACCCAGCAAUGAAACCUCACCAGGCCUCUUCCACAAGAAGGAAUAA
Messenger RNA from Tyto alba (common barn owl), 1476 nucleotides. RefSeq names its product SET and MYND domain containing 1 (gene SMYD1). NCBI's taxonomy places the organism in Eukaryota, Metazoa, Chordata, Aves, Strigiformes, Tytonidae. Gene Ontology annotation, cellular component: nucleus. The record is from RefSeq and is a predicted model, not a curated record. Gene Ontology annotation, molecular function: histone H3K4 methyltransferase activity; protein binding. The coding region runs from base 1 to 1476 and encodes 491 amino acids. The transcript is spliced from 10 exons.